AAAAGAAGGAUCUUGUUGUUAAAGAUUCACCUAAUCUGUCAUGGUUUUUCAAGAUUCUGUUUCUUUAUAUUAUUAUUGAUUAUUAUUUUCUUCAGUAACCCUACUCCAGUAGCUGCUGGAGACAUUGUGCAUGAUGACAAAUUUGCCCCCAAGAAGCCUGGUUGUGAGAAUGACUUUGUCCUGGUAAAGGUUCAAACUUGGGUUGAUGGUGUGGAAGGUGCUGAGUUUGUUGGUGUCGGUGCUAGAUUCGGAACUACGAUUGUAUCCAAGGAGAAAAAUGCAAACCAAACUCAUCUUACUCGAUCGGACCCUCGCGAUUGUUGCAGUCAACCAAAGAAAAAGCUUACUGGUGAUGUCAUCAUGGUGACCCGGGGUCGUUGCAAAUUCACAACAAAGGCGAAUUUUGCACAAGCAGCUGGCGCUUCAGCAGUACUUAUUAUAAAUAACCAAAGAGAACUCUAUAAGAUGGUUUGUGAGCCUGACGAAACCGAUCUAGACAUACACAUACCAACGGUUAUGCUUCCUCAAGAUGCUGGUGUGGAGUUAGAGAGAAUGUUGUCGAAUGGUUCAUCAAUUUCCGUGCAGUUAUACUCACCAAAAAGACCGGUUGUCGACAUAGCCGAAGUAUUUCUAUGGCUAAUGGCAGUUGGCACCGUUUUAUGUGCCUCUUAUUGGUCUGCAUGGAGUGCAAAUGAAGCAGCUAUAGAGCAUGAUAAAUUACUACAGGAUUUUUCAGAGGACCUUUCGAACGCAAAAGUUGUUGGUACAAGUGGGAUUGUGGAAGUCAACACAAAGUCAGCAGUCUUGUUUGUUGUUGGCUUCUUGAUUCUCCUUUACAAGUUAAUGUCGGAAUGGUUCAUUGAACUUUUGGUGGUCAUUUUCUGCAUAGGAGGUGUAGAGGGAUUGCAAACAUGCAUAGUUGCUUUGCUAUCAAGGUGGUUCAAACAUGCUGCACAAUCUUAUAUUAAAGUACCGUUUUUCGGACCUGUUUCAUACCUUACUUUGGCGGUUUUGCCGUUUUGCGUUGUUUUUGCGGUUCUUUGGGCAGUGUAUCGGCAAUCCAAGUUUUCAUGGAUCGCUCAAGAUAUACUCGGAAUUGCACUGAUAAUUACAGUACUUCAGAUCGUGCAUGUACCUAAUCUCAAGGUUGGGACCGUUCUGCUCGGUUGUGCUUUCUUGUACGACAUUUUUUGGGUUUUUGUUUCUAAAAAAUUGUUCCACGAAAGCGUGAUGAUUGUGGUGGCUCGCGGUGAUAAAAGUGGGGAGGAUGGUAUCCCGAUGCUGCUUAAGAUACCACGCAUGUUUGACCCGUGGGGCGGUUUUAGUAUUAUCGGCUUUGGUGACAUUCUUUUACCUGGUUUGUUAAUCACAUUUUCCCUCAGGUAUGAUUGGUUGGCAAAAAAGCGCAUCCGGGCUGGGUAUUUCUUGUGGGCAAUGUUCGCUUACGGGUUAGGUCUCCUUAUAACUUACGUAGCUUUAAAUCUGAUGGAUGGUCAUGGUCAACCGGCAUUGCUAUACAUCGUUCCCUUUACUUUAGGAACCUUUUUGUCACUGGGAAAGAAGAGAGGGGAGCUUGGAAUUCUGUGGUCGAGUGGUCAACCCGAAAGAGAGUGUCCACAUGUUCGGCUCGGACAAACUCAUGCACCAAAUGAAUAAAAAGUUAAAAACUACUUAUUGUUGUUUAUAAGUGUUAGGUUUAUAAUGUAGCAAAAAGUUCUUGUGUGAGUGAAGAAAUCUUGUUCGUAUAAUGUUUUUUCACACUCACUGAGUUGACUCAGUGAAAAACCUUGAAUGUGCUCACUUGGUUAUGAGUUGACUCAGAGUAAAGGUUCUGUAAUUGUUGACUAAACAAUAUCCAUUGCUGUCCAUUUUUUCAAAAUUCAUGUAAUAAGAUUUUUGACUUAUAUUA
Molecule: messenger RNA, 1909 nt
Organism: Helianthus annuus (common sunflower)
Lineage: Eukaryota; Viridiplantae; Streptophyta; Magnoliopsida; Asterales; Asteraceae
Product: signal peptide peptidase-like 2
Biological process (GO): membrane protein proteolysis
Cellular component (GO): lumenal side of endoplasmic reticulum membrane; Golgi-associated vesicle membrane; lysosomal membrane
Molecular function (GO): aspartic endopeptidase activity, intramembrane cleaving
Source: RefSeq, a predicted model, not a curated record